AGUUGACGAGUCGUACAUCAAGCUUUAAGGAGAGUUCCGAGGAAACCAAAUUUUGCGAAAGAAGCAGCAGCAAAUCAAAGGAGAAUUUCUCUUCAUCCACUUCACGUUGUUGUUGGUCUCCAUUUCCAUCUCUUUCAGACUUUUCUCUCUCUCUCACACACACACACAUAUAUGUAUGCGAAAAUUCAAACAUUUACCAUUGCUCGAAACCUAGUGUGCACUGGCGGUAGAGCAAUCGCUAAAUCAUUUGCAUCAAGGAACAUGGCCACCGCCGGCGCCGCAACGGUAGCUCAUCAGAAUCUUAUUAGCGUCGGCAGUAAGAUCAUCGCCGUCGGUCGUAACUACGCCGCUCACGCCAAAGAACUCGGCAACGCCGUGCCUAAGGAGCCGGUGUUGUUUAUGAAGCCCACAUCGUCUUAUUUAGAGAACGGAGGGACAAUUGAAGUUCCUCAUCCAUUGGAAUCACUGGAUCAUGAGGUGGAGUUGGCAGUUGUCAUCAGCCAAAGAGCUAGAGAUGUACCUGAAGCCGCUGCUAUGGACUAUGUUGGAGGCUAUGCACUUGCUUUGGAUAUGACUGCAAGGGAGAUCCAAGCUACUGCAAAGUCUGCAGGCCUGCCAUGGACUGUUGCUAAAGGCCAAGACACAUUCACUCCUAUCAGCUCAGUUUUACCACAGUCGAUGGUGCCAGAUCCCCAUGACAUAGAGUUGUGGCUGAAGGUUGAUGGAGAACUUCGGCAAAAAGGCUCAACAAGAGAUAUGAUAUUUAAGAUCCCAUAUUUGAUUAGCCACAUAAGUUCUAUCAUGACUCUUCUCCAGGGAGAUGUUAUUUUAACUGGGACUCCCAAAGGAGUUGGUCCCGUUAAGGUUGGUCAAAAGAUUGAUGCUGGCAUAACAGGUCUCCUGGAUGUGCACUUUGAUGUUGGACGACGCCCAGGAGCGAAACAACAGUGAUUCACUAUAAGUUAUCUUUUGUAGUUUGUUGUAUACUUAAGCCACUUGUUUGUGGACAAUUCUUAAUUUUCUCUCUCAAGAUUACCCAGAUAUGUUGUACAAUAAUAAAUCCACCAACUUGUAUUUUUUCAAAUAAAAUUACAAGUAGACCGAGGGUCUUUCGGAAAUAGCCUCUCUAUCUCCAUGAGGUAGUGAUAAGGUCUGCGUCUCCGCAGACCUCACUUGUGGAAUUCCACUGGGUUGUUAUUGUUUUUGUAAAAUUACAAGUACAAAUAGCUGCUUCAUUUUUCUUCAGUUAUAUAUGCUUAUCUGUACCCUUUUUAGGUGAAAAGUUCCUUGUGUAAAUGCACUCAGAGCUUUUUGCGUAUCGUUAUUAGUAUCCCGCUGCUAUUUGUAUAAGAGCAUCUGAUUCAGUAGAGCUUAAUCAACUGUGUAGAUUUCUAA
This is a messenger RNA of Solanum dulcamara, 1395 nucleotides long. Its product is annotated as probable acylpyruvase FAHD1, mitochondrial. Lineage: Eukaryota; Viridiplantae; Streptophyta; Magnoliopsida; Solanales; Solanaceae. The transcript has 7 exons. Bases 172 to 951 code for a protein of 259 amino acids. The record is from RefSeq and is a predicted model, not a curated record. Gene Ontology annotation, molecular function: acetylpyruvate hydrolase activity. Gene Ontology annotation, cellular component: mitochondrion.